AAGCAACAAUUUUAAAUCUCUAAACCCUCUUUCUAAUUACAAAACUAGCCGUUACCAAUCUCUCAAGAAAUCCACAUUCAUUAUUUUCAUCAAAUCAGUUUCAAAAUCUUCGCACAAUCAUUUCUGCUUCCGGAUUUUCUUUCGUUUCACUAGAAGAUUUUCUUCUCUGGUCAUUGUGUAGAUUAGAAUUUCUGUUCAUCAAUGGCGGCUUAUUCGAACAGAUCUCCUUCUCCACUUACCACCAGACCCGGUAAUCCAAAUCCCAAAAUUUCUGAAUCUAAUACCGGACCCAGAAGGAGCUUCACUGGAAACCCUAAUUCUCGACCAUCUGUUCACACGAAUCCGAAAAUCCUUUAUCCCAGUACCCCUGCCAAUAGCCCUUCAGAUUUUGCAAGAAGACGCUCAGUGGGGAAAGAAGGUAUCGUUGCUUCGAAAGAUUGUGAUGAAAAAGAGAAUGAUGAUCACAACUUUAAAGCAGCAAAAAUCCGGCAGGCAGGUUCGGGUUCCAAGAAUUUCAUGUCUCCAACGAUUUCUGCGGCCUCCAAGUUCACUCCAUCCCCAAGAAAGAAAGUUGUGGUGGAGAGAAACGACCCAGUUCGGACUUCAAUUUCGCUCUCUGAUGGAAAAGCCGUGUUUUUAUCUGCGAAUUCUGAAGAUUCCGAGCCAAAAUCUGAUAUGGAUUCAAAUUUGAACAACGUUCUGGUAAGUUCUCUUGACUCAAAAAUUUCUGAUACGGCAGAGAGAGAGGCUGUUGUUGAAGGUCCUCCAGUUUCCAAGCCCUCGAAGAGAGUGUCAUUUUUAGAGGUACCUUCAGAUUCUGAGAAUACAUUUGAAUCAAUGUCGGAUACAGUAAUUAUAGAUUCUGAUUGUUUUAAUGAGAAUAAGAAUUCUUGUUCAUCUGGACCCCCUGUUAUAGCUCCGCUUGAUGCUGAUCCUUCUCUGCCUCCUUAUGACCCUAAAACCAAUUACAUCUCUCCAAGGCCUCAGUUUCUUCACUAUAAACCAAAUCCACGAAUAAAAACUCUUUUGAACAAGGGAAAGGGGAUCGAUUCAGAUGAAUUUAAGGAGUUAGAAGAUAGUUUUAUGUCAGAAAUUAUAUCUGGAAGCAAUUCAGACUCCGAAGGCACAGAAGAGUCUCCGCAGAAUGAAGAAUCAGAGGAUACUUCUUCAAUCAAAAUGGUGUUGGGAGUAGAUGAAAACGAAGAAGAUAAGGAGCUGGAAGUAAAUGAAAAAGAAGAAGAGACUCAUGCCUCUGAUUCAUUAUUACCAAUCAGUACAACUGUUCCAGAUGUAAUUUCUGAGGAGAAUUUUGAGGCAGAAAGGGAUGAGAAAUCAUGGGUUUUCCCUAGAUUGAAAUGUUUUUCUUUGCUUUUGAUGUUCUUGAUUGCAUGUGUAUGUGUAUCAGUGUUGGUUACUGAUUUGCCAGUCACUCGUAUGUCUAGGCUUAAAGAUUUGAGCUUGACUAAUCUUUAUCACCAAUCAAGAGCUGCUGCUUUUACGAAAGUGAAUUUGGAUGGAUUCGUCAGAAAUGUUAAUCAGUAUUCAGUCAAUUCUCUGUCCUAUACGUCUAAACUGAUUUCUGAUUUUGGUAGAGAAAAUAAAUUGGGAACUUUGCAGUUCAUGAACUUGACUGAUUUACAGGAUGAGGUAAUGCUUGGUGAUCACUUUAUGAUGAACAAGCAGUUCAGCAAAGAAUUUGAACAAAAUGAGAUGGAAGAGAAUUUAGACACUGAAUUUAUGGAAUUUGAAGAGGAAAUUUCUGCAGAGGUUGAUUCUGAUGAGAUCAUUGAGAAGGAAACUAAAGAAGUAUCAAAUGUAUUAGAAGAAAAUGAGAUGAAAGAGGAUUUAGACACCGAAUUGCGGGAGGACGAAGUUUCUGCGGAGAUUGAUAUUGAUGAGAUAAUUGAGAAGGAAAUUGAAGAAGAAUCUGGGAAUUUUCCUGCACAGCUUGCAGAAUCCGAGCCCGAGAAUCAAGAGAACAUAAAAAAUGAAGGAGAUAUUGUCUCUUAUAUUAAUGCUGAACAGAAUAGUGAUGUAAUCCCGGAAGAUCAGUUGGCCAUAGAUUCAUUGGAUCAUGAAAUUCAAAGUGAAGCCGACAUUAAAACUGAGAAAAUCGAAGGUGGCAAUGAUCUCGAUUCUUAUACACAGGCUGAUCUUAAGUUAUUGGAUCAUGAAACUUCAUCUAAAAUCGAUUCUCUUAACACACGUGUUGAGGGUACACAAGUGGUGGAGUCGAAACUUAGUCGAGUAUAUGGUAAAUUUGCUGUUGUGGGAGUUUCUUGCCUAGUUGUUGCAAUAUUGGCAGCUGCAGCUUUCACCCAUAAGAAUCAAAUAACUUCUACGUCGUCCAACGCUGUCCCUUGUACUGAUCCAUUUUCAAGUAAGAAGACAAUCUCUGGAUUAGCUGGUGACGUUUAUCAAGAAAAACCUUCCUCUCAGAAUUCGUCAACAGAGGAUGUUUCAUGUCCUUCAGAAAUCAGCAGUUUUGUGAAAAACUCGUCAUCGUCUCACAGCAAAAGAAGAGUAUCAAAUGAAGCUCAAAGCCAUGACAGGAAGGCAAGAAAAUUUUCGAAAAGGGAGUCAUUGGCUUCUUCCUCAGAGUAUUCAUAUGGAAGCUUCACCACUUAUGAGAGGAUCCCAAUCAAGCACGUUAAUGGAGAUGAAGAAAUUAUUACCCCGGUGAGGCGCUCGAGCAGACUCAUUAACCAGUACACUUCUCCAUGAAAAUUUGACACAGUCCUUUGAUAUUAGAAGGUAGCAGCAGCACAUCUCUGAUGUGAACCACUCUCAGUUUCUUAGUUUAGUGAUUGAUUGUAAUUUGUAACUGGUGCCAGCAGUAUUUAUUUAUUUUUCAUUAAUCUAGUUUUUGAAGUGUGUCUUGUGUCUUGUGCUUAAACUUUAAUGAAUUAUUUGUACAACUUUGAUUGAUUAUUGUUCUUAGUUACACUUGCAUUAACUUAAUAUAAUUCUUAUUCGAGUGAUUGAGGCA
Molecule: messenger RNA, 2989 nt
Organism: Olea europaea var. sylvestris
Lineage: Eukaryota; Viridiplantae; Streptophyta; Magnoliopsida; Lamiales; Oleaceae
Exons: 3
Coding region: 202-2724 (840 amino acids)
Source: RefSeq, a predicted model, not a curated record